AUGUAUAUCACUGGGUCCUACUCGACUACCUUGCACGCCGAAGGCUCUAUCAAGGCUUUCAACUACUCGAACUCAAAGGAGAAAUGGCUUCAAAUCCACCCCACUCAAGAAUGGCACGACUUGUAUUCAUCCGAAGGAUCAGACGAUCUCCAGAGAUUCUUUGACCGCUACCUAAAUGGAAAAGACAACGGCUGGGAGGCCACUCCCCGCGUGAGAUUGUCCCUGCUCCGUUAUAAUGCACCUCCAAUCCGGCACCGACCUGAAACCGAUUACCCACCAAGACGUGUCCAGUAUGAGAAGUUAUAUCUGAACACAGAGAAUCAAACCCUGGUUCAGCAGGCACCGGGCGCUCAAUCGAACUCGAUCACCUUCGCCGCCAACGACGUUCAGGACGACGGCAGCCACUUCACACUUACCUUUAACAAGUACACGGAGCUCAUCGGCUUUUCGAAGGCUAUCCUGUACGUCUCCACCGAUGCGGGCGACGAUCUCGACGUGUACGUCGUCAUCCGCAAGCUCGACAAGGACGGCAAAGCUCUCAUCAACAACAACAUCCCCCAUAAGGGACCUCGCUCCCGGCACCACCGAAGCCAGCGUCCCCAACACCAACAUACACAAGUACAUCGGACCCAACGGCGCCCUGCGCGCAUCCUGGCGUGCUGUACUUCCCGAGGAACCUGGGCUCACCGCCGAGGCGCGCAAGCUCACAACCCCCGCUGA
Molecule: messenger RNA, 720 nt
Organism: Cadophora gregata
Lineage: Eukaryota; Fungi; Ascomycota; Leotiomycetes; Helotiales; Ploettnerulaceae
Exons: 2
Coding region: 1-720 (239 amino acids)
Molecular function (GO): dipeptidyl-peptidase activity
Source: RefSeq, a predicted model, not a curated record